Molecule: messenger RNA, 8765 nt
Organism: Hermetia illucens (black soldier fly)
Lineage: Eukaryota; Metazoa; Arthropoda; Insecta; Diptera; Stratiomyidae
Gene: Helz
Product: probable helicase with zinc finger domain
Exons: 6
Coding region: 628-6402 (1924 amino acids)
Biological process (GO): regulatory ncRNA-mediated post-transcriptional gene silencing
Cellular component (GO): cytosol; P granule
Molecular function (GO): helicase activity; metal ion binding
Source: RefSeq, a predicted model, not a curated record
GAUGGUCGUAAGCGGUGGAGGAAAGUCGUGCAAGUGUGAAAAAUUCGCGAUGGAAAAUGUCGGAUGACAGAAACGAAAAGUGCGAUGGAGUCUGACGGAGGUCGUUUUUGUUGAUUGUGUUGCUCACUGCGAGCCAAGUGUUGUUUUGCUUUGGACAACGUGCGUGUGUGGGUGCAUAGAGGUGUAUGGAGCGGUGGAUGUGUGAAUGUGUACGCGUUGUCAUCUGCAGGGUUGGCAUAGAUCGGAAACUGUUGACAUGGAAUUGAUGGAGAAUGCAGCGGGUGCAACGUAGGGGGAUCCGUGCAAUUUUGUACAUAACCUAGCGUUGACAGAAUUUUCUGUGUCGAGAAUUGCGAAGUUCUCUUGUGUUCUAACGGAGUUUUUAAGUUUUAGUUCUUGAUUUCCAGUUGGACUGUUGGAAAGGGAGACGCUAGCCAGGUUUCGACGGAAUGGGCGCAAGCUGAUCAGGAAGCCGAAUUUUCUGCUAAGGACUGGACAGAUGAAGCUUCAAAGCAACCAUCAUUUGCCGAUUUAUCAAAUAAUUUAAAGCCUUUUAAAAUCCUUACAUACAUAACAAAUGGAUAUAAAACAAACCAACCGAUUGCGUUGCAACGUUUAAAUGACGAAAUGGCAACGCUCGAUGCACAAUUAGAACAUUGGGCCACAAAUAAUUUGCCAUUAGAUAAAUUUAGUAAGCUCCUCACAAAUAAAACAAUGAAAUCGUCGUCAUCAUCAGCAACGCUAUCGACAUCAUCAUCAUCGUCAUCGACAACGAUGUCGACAUCGAAACGUGACAGUUUAGGUAGCAGUAGUAAUGCAAGUACUGGUAGUGCCAGUACUAAUAAUAAUAACAAUAGUGGUAACAGUAGUAAUAGUGGCAGCAAUAAUAACGGUAAUAGUGGUGGCGCUGGUAACAGUUUGAAUGGGUCCGAUUACAAACAGCAACAGCAGAAACAUCAAAAACUUAUCGAACAGAUGAGCAACAGUUUAAAUCUUAGUGAUACCAGUGAAAAUUCAGACGGAAGCGUAACAUGUUCGUAUUGUACGAUAUCGUUCAUUGAUAAAAAUGAACUUCGACAACAUUGUCAAACCGAGAGCCAUCAAAAUGUGAUAAUGUCCGAUGAGGGGCGAGACUGGAAGUGGCGUCCGCCGCCUCGAGGAUAUACGGCCGACUCUUAUUCGCUUUGUGAAAGCUAUUCCGAGUCACAAUCAUGUCACUACGGGAAUCAAUGUGUCGAAGCGCAUGGUAUAGAAGAGCUAAAAGAAUGGAAAGAACGUUUCGAAUAUCGUAAAAUGCGUGUGCAACGGGCUUGUGAAAAAGAACUCUACGGAAAAAGUUACACCGAAGAGAUCCUAGAAAAAUGGGUGCAAGCAACCAGCCCGGAUAAAGUUAUGCGUGAAAAAAUCGACAGUAUCGAGGAGACAUGCUCUAAUGAAUUGGUUACAACGAUAAGUUCCAAAGUGUCGAAGAGAGAAUGGACUUUUGUGCUUAAAACUCAGCGACACUUGCGAGCUGUGGCAUUGCUUCAAGACGCGCACCGGCAUUACUUUUCGAUUAAGUCAAUAGUUCCGGAUUGUAAGGCUAGUAAUAAGAAAUCAUCAGGCGGUUCUUCGUCGUCUAACGCGAAACAACAUGCUGGUGAAAUUGAACUGAAAUGUGAUCAGGAAUGGGCUGCUCCGAAUUAUGAUCGGACUUUUCGACCCACUCAAGACUCCCCCAUGCUUGAACAUCGUAUAAAAGUUGCAUUCAGCACUGACAUCUACGGUACCUUUCGUCAGUCCGUCUGUUUCGAUUUCGGCAGUGAUCCUGUGCUAGUCAAGCAUAUUUGUGUUGACGUUGUACCAGUAGGUGAUGCUGAGAAGAUCCAGGAAAUUAAAAAGGAUAUCAUCAGUUCAGCAUCACAACGCUGGGACGACACUAAUUCCGUUUUAGUUAAGUUUGAAACUACUAUUGGAUCACACCUAAAGACUGAAGCCUACUUAAAUGACUUGAAACGGGAGAAGGAUCUGCUAGAUAGGUACCCAUGUCCGCGUGCAGCUACUUUUACUUUAACCCAAUCAACUAUCCUCGACAAACGGUUGACUAAGAAUAAUUAUCGAUCGCGUAUUCACGAACUACUCUAUGUGGAAGAGAUCGCACGCUACGAACAAAUUGCUAGGUACAACCUCUCAACAAAACUGCGCAUUGCCUCUAACUAUAUGCUUACACCGAGCGGCAUGGCUACCAGUACGGCAAAGUAUUCACAUUCGGGUGAACUGUUCGCGCUAAUGAGUUUGGGAAAAGAUAUUUCCGAGGACACCUCAGCCGGCCGUUUGAUUCUCUCCAAUUGUUCAAGUGUCUAUCUUUCGGCUUCGUUACCGCCAGGUGAAACGGAUACAGGAAAACGUGAAGUGUAUGAAGCAAUGAUUGAAGAUAAAGGAAAGAAUAUGAUUUAUUUGAAACUAUCAGCCAAAUGCGUGCAAGGAUUGAACCUUAAAUCCGACACGGACUUCCAGUCGGACAUUCAAUUCCAACUGAACCGACUCUCCUACUGCGAAUGGCAUAAUGCAAUCGAUCAAAUAGCUGAUUUCCGAAUCAUCUUUCCCGAUACCUAUAUCGAACCAAAUAUACCGUGGACACCGAAAAAACAGUGGUCCGACUCAUGUGAUCCGAAAUUGAAUACAAAACAGAAGGAAGCGAUCAAUGCGAUAACAACUCCAAUCAAUUGUCAGCUGCCUCCGAUACUUUUAAUUGGUCCUUUUGGUACAGGGAAGACGUACACUCUGGCACAGGCAAUAAAGCAACUUUUGAGCCAACCAGAAGCGAAGAUCUUGAUUUGUACACAUUCAAAUUCAGCUGCCGAUUUAUAUAUUAAAGAAUAUUUACAUCCGUGGGUUGAGAAGGGAAUGAAAGAGGCAACACCUCUUCGUGUUUAUUAUCAUAAACGUUGGGUGGCGACCGUAAAUAGUGUGGUACAGAAAUACUGCAUAAUCGAUGGUAAUGGAAAUUUCCGACGGCCCUCAAUCGACGAUAUCCUCAAACAUCGCAUUGUUGUUGUUACAUUAAGCAUUUCAAUGGAGCUAGCAUCGCUUGGUCUACCAAAAGGCUAUUUCACCCAUAUAUUCCUCGAUGAAGCGGCACAAGCAAUGGAAUGUGAAGCGAUCAUGCCUCUUGCUUUGGCCAACGAGAACACCCGAAUCGUCCUAGCCGGUGACCACAUGCAAAUGAGUCCCGAACUUUUUUCGAAUUUUGCCAAAGAGCGUAAGCUUCAUAUAUCUUUAUUGGAGCGCCUCUACGACCACUAUCCUUCGAAUUUUCCAUGCAAAAUUCUACUAUGUGAGAAUUAUCGAGCGCACGAAGCUAUUAUUAAGUUUACAUCGGAACUGUUCUACGAACAGAAGCUGAUAGCAUCGGGCAAACAACCGAGACAUGAGAAAUUUUAUCCGCUUACUUUUUUUACAACGCGAGGUGAGGAUGUCCAGGAUAAGAACUCGACAGCAUUUUAUAACAAUUCAGAAGUUUAUGAGGUGGUCGAGAGGGUUUGCGAACUAAAGAAGAAAUGGCCGAGUUCGUGGGGUAAAAUAAAUGACCAAAGUAUUGGAAUUAUGACACCUUAUGCCGAUCAGGUGUUUCGAAUCCGAUCAGAACUACGGAAACGAAGGAUGGGUGGAAUAUCGGUGGAGCGCGUAUUGAAUGUUCAGGGUAAGCAAUUUCGUGCUAUUUUUUUAUCAACUGUUCGCACGCGACGAACUUGCACACUUAACAACAACAGCGGCAAUUCGGCGGAUGAUUCCGACUACGGGUUUCUGAGCAAUUCAAAACUACUUAACACCGCAAUAACUCGGGCACAAAGUCUUGUGGCUGUUGUAGGAGAUCCAGUUGCUCUAUGCUCAAUUGGUCGCUGUCGUAAAGUCUGGGAACGAUUUAUAGAGAUUUGUCAUCAGAAUAAAUCGCUUUUCGGAAUAACUUGGUCUUACUUACGAUCUCAAUUAGAUGGAGUGGAAUUAAAACGGAGCUACGUGCUUAAUCCACUCGCUCCAGAAUUCAUACCUCGCUCGUUACAACCAGAGUCAUAUUUACGUCAGCAAGCGAUUGCAGCUGCUGCGGCAGUUAGUCAGCAAGUUAUGCAAUCAACUGCCCAGCAGUCGAUCAAUCAAAUUCCGCAGAAUUUCAACAAUCAUCCGUAUGGCAUGAUAGGUCAAAAUGCCGUUGGAGGGCCACAGGUCCUUCAAAAGUCUGUACAGCCCCCAAUACCUCAUACAAGCCCAAUGCAAAUGCGACCCAUUGGACAUCCUCCGCAACAGUAUAAUAUGCCUGGGCCACCGCCACCUUCUCAAGCAAACGCAAAUCCACAGCAAUAUUCACCUUAUAUUAUGUGGCCUCAACAACAACAACAGCAGUCAUCACAGCUGAUUCGUCCAAACUAUCCGCUACACACACAGCCAAACGUCCCGCCCCCUCACCAACAUCAAAUUAGUGGGAACGGAGGAGUAAGCCUUUGGGGUCCCCCACCACAAAAUAAUCCAUGGGGUGUGAUUCCGAAGCCAGGCGUGAAUCCCAAUGUCAAUCCCAACAUGCGACCGCCAUCGCAACCGCCACAGUUGUCGAAUCAGUCGAUGAAUAUGACAAUGAAUAAUCUCAAUAUGCGCCCACCUGGAGCGAUACAGCCUCCACCGUUGCAACAGCAACCGCAUCAAAUGCAACCAAUGCGUAAUCCGCAAGAUCUAGCACACUUAAACAAAUUCGUGUAUCCGAAUCAAAACCCAGUUAUGAUGAACCAGUUAAAUUUACGAAACCAACUGCACAAUGGACCGACAAGUCCAGCUGACAUAUCUCGCAGUGGCGCAAACAGCGCUGCUGCCGCUAUUGGAAGUGCUGCGAACCUGCAUUUACCGAAUAUGAAUAGCUUCUCAGCACAUCCAUACCUCACGGCACCUACACAGCCAAAUCUUUAUCCCAAGGAAAAGGAAAUUCAAUUUCUUAACAACGUUCACAAUAUUCCUGUGAAUUUGAAUACUGGCCCGAUGCAUCCGCCCCCACAGCCGCCGCCGAAUACACAGCAGUUUCCAGAUUUCAGUGCCCUGCUUCCGCCGAAUAUGAACUUUUAUGAUAUGGCGUUGGAACCGAAAGAGAUUCAGUAUAAAUGGUAUUUGCAUCUAUUAGAGCAUCAGGGCCAGGAAGCUGCAAACAAAUUUACGGAUAUUCUGAGACAAGUAAUGGCAGCAGCCAGCACGAUAACAUCAAAGAAUCUAUUAGUGCCGCCGCAACAGACACCCUUGCAACAACCUCAACAGACCCAACUACCUCCUCAAUUGGCUGUGGCCGGAAAUGGGCAAAUGAGACCAAGUCCUCAGCAACAAUUGGGGCAGUUGAGUUCCUUAUCCAGUUCUUCGCUUUCAUCGCUUGCUAGUAGUUCAGCACCCGAUAAUAACAAUAUCAACUUUAACCAACAAAUUGAUUUGGUCUUCAAUUCAUUGAUGAGCGGGAAUGAAAUGAGUCAACCAAUUUUGCGUGAUCUGCUUGGAAUGGUUAGUUCCACGACAAAUGCCGCAGGCAACAAUAGCAAUCUCUUGGGAAAGGAACCUAUGCAGCAUCCUUUACAGCCUCCGCCACCAUCUCAACCACAACCGCAACAUGCACCCUAUCAACAAUCUCCAAUGGUUAAUAGUGGACAGUUAAUUCCAACUUCAGCUAAUGUCGCGGAUAUAAACGCUGGGUCGAGAGUUGAAUCGGUCCCGUUGUACAGGCGACAAGUAAUGGGCAAUGGCAGUGCUAGUUACAGCAGCACACCUUCAUCCCAUCCGGCAUCAAUCGAUUCGCCUGACAUCAUAAGCGAUACCUUGAACAAUGCUAGCUUCAUGGAAUCCCUUUUCUCUGCGAACGAUCUGAAUCAUUAUGCUAGCGUCAGCACUAUACAAAAACUAUUCAAUAACUAUGAGCUAAAACCAACCUCAAGUGAAUGCAAUGAUCUACUAUUGGCGUCCCGCAAUGCAUCCCAACACAGCCAACUACAGCAUUUUCCCCAGCAACAACCACAAUCACAACAUCCCCAACAGCAUCAUCAGCCGCAACAAUCACAACAAUCGAGCGGAGCAAUGAACACGCAUGCUACAUACGCUGCAGUUCUUAGUCAAGGACCGAACUUAUCAGCCAACAUGACUUCCAACAAUCAUCAUCAACAGCAACAGCAACAACAUCAUCAUCAACAGCAACAAUCGAUGAAUUCGCAUUUACAUUUGGCUAAUAGCGCUCCUAAGAGCUCCUCUUCAAUGUCAAUCGUGACGACCGGAUCUCAUGCCCACCCCAAUAACCAAUCGAAUCACCAAACAGCCGGUGGUGCACACAAUGAUGUCCGGGAUCCUUUUGCAGCCAUUCGCGAAUUGGGGCAAAGAUCCAAUGGUUUUUAUAAUUAUUUUCAGUGAAGUGAAAAAAGUGACAAAUAUAAUGAAAGUUAUAUUUGGAAGAAUGAAUAGAAAUGGGGAGAGAAGGUGUGGAAGUGAACGUAGAGAGAGAGAUAAGAUUUUAAAUGUGGUUUAUACUUUAAUAUAACAAAAAAAAAACUAGAAAUACAAUAAGUAAAAAACUGAUGAGAAAAAAAUCGAAAAAAAUAGUCAUUUAAAACUUAUUUAAGACGUGCAUGUGCAUCGCUUAAAAGGUCAUAAGCAAACAAAAAAAAACUACAAAAUAAUGUAAAUUUAAAAGUUAUAUAUAUUAAAAAUAUUGAGGAUAUUUAAAUACAAACAAGUUAGACUUAGAGAAACACAAAAAAAGUAUGAAAACUACACAAAAAAUUUUGAUUUACACACAUACCCAUAUAUUGUAAUCUUCAUUUUAAUGCUUUUUUACUUUUAUUCAUAUUAUAAUUACUACUAUAAACUAUUACUGUACAGUGAUGAUGUUCUUUGUACUAAUUUAACUGUCGUAAGUAUUCAUUUCUUUAUACGUUAAUUUGCUUUGUCAGGCGUAAAGCUGAACAAAAAGUCAGAAAAAAAAACAAAUUCGUAAUUUUUAUUCGAAUUCUUUUCACCUUAAAACAAUCGUCAUGAAAUAGUGUCGAUUGACUAAGGGAAAAUAAUGAUAGGAAAGCUUGGAGAAGAUUAUCUGCUACCAUAGUUUUUAAAAAAUUUGUUACGAAGCAUUUAUCCAAGGUUAUCGUGCCUUUGUUGUGUAUGGUUGGCGCUAGCUCGUCCGCCAACCGGGGAUAGCGUCUGUCUUCAAUCUGUAGUUUUUCUCACAAAUAAAAUUGGCUUGGACAAUAUUUUUUGACGCUAUAAAACUGUCAAAAUAAUCAGCCCUACAAUUCUGGUCGGCUCGGCUGAAGAAAGAUUUCUCCUGUACCUAUGGAGCCUAUUUAUAGGACUUCAAAGCCACUUCACUGUUUGCGUAUUCUAUAUAUGCCAGUUGCGCCCAGAAAAUUAUUAACUCUGCUAUUUUCAUCUCUCCCUGCCGUUAAUUACUUGGUGGAGGAGGGUGGUAAUAACUCUUCACAAUCAUCUUGACACUCUUCACAAGACGCGUGACUUUUAUGACAAUUGUAAGUUUCAGUGGAAGCAAAAGUUGGUUUUAAUCGCCAAAAAGCAGCCUCUUCUUUAUAUAGAUAAUACCACAGACCGUUCAUUGACUCCUUACUGUAAUUUCUGUUGAAUAAAUUUACCCUCCUCCGACAUUUGUUCUUUUUCCACUAAGCAGAUUCGGUUACAAUGCACCGAAUUAAACCAGACAAGCAUUGAGAGAAAAAUGUGGUAGCCAAUUUCUAAUUAUCUUCAUUUAAUUCGUAUCAAUUUCGUUCUGUGUGUACUAAGUGAAAUAUUUUUUUAAACUUUAUUAGCAUGAAAACAAAAUGGAAAAAAAUGAAAUAUCGAAUAUAAUUAAUCAAGACAGUUGAGAAUGCUUUUAAAAAUGAAAUAUUAAGUCUAUUUUCUAGUGUAUUAAGAAAAAUAUAUAUAAUAACAAUCAAUAUUAGCAAAAAAAAAAGAAAAAAUGAAGAGAGUAAAAGUAAAAUGUGAUGUUAGUAUUUAAACUCGUAAGGUGGAUAUGAAAAAAGAAAAUAAAAAUUGUAUAAAAGAGAGAAAAUCAACAAAAAAAUUAACCUAUAGCAUAAACCUCACUGUCUUUAUAUUACACAGUUAAUUAUAAUUGUUUUAAUUUAUGUCUUUUUGAAAAUAUCAUGGAACUACCCACUAUUAAAAUUGUAUAUAAUUUUGAGCGACAUACAUGCAACAAACGUAUAUUACAAAUAACCUAAUAAAUAUAUACUAGCAAACAAAUGAAAGAAAACUUAAAAAAAAAAUAUGAAAUAAUAUUAAAAUGUAUUUUAACGGAACAAAAUAUUGAAUUAACAAACCACAGACCACAAAAAAAAUUCUACGAAAUAUAUUAAUAAUUUAUUGAAAACAUACGCAUAUAUUUUAGUGAAGAAAUAAAAUAAAAACAAACAAAAAGUAUCGACAGUAAAAAAGCAGAAAAACACACUUUGAAUUGACAAAAAAGGUAACAACAAAAAAAGAAAAUAAUUGCUAUGAAUAGCAUUCAAAACUCAUAUAAAAGUGACAUAAGAUUAUUACGAUGCACUUUUUAAAAAUAUCUACAUAUAUAAAAACAAUUUUAUUAUGAAAUGUAUAGAAAAUACAAGAAAAUGAGACAAAAAAAUUGUAUAUUACUACGAAAGGAAAAAGAUUCAAAAAACACACAAUCGAAACAUAACUUUAAAAGUAAAAUCACUAACGGAAAGCAAAGAUUCAAGAAAAAAUAGAUAAAAAAAAGAACAAAAUACAAGAAAAAAAAU